Molecule: messenger RNA, 1335 nt
Organism: Selaginella moellendorffii
Lineage: Eukaryota; Viridiplantae; Streptophyta; Lycopodiopsida; Selaginellales; Selaginellaceae
Exons: 11
Coding region: 144-965 (273 amino acids)
Molecular function (GO): calcium ion binding
Source: RefSeq, a predicted model, not a curated record
AAGUUUGUGAGGCCGGAGCUCACGAAGAAGCAAAAGCAGGAGCUCAAGGAGUGCUUUGAUUUGAUUGAUCUCGAUGGCUCUGCAUUUUUUUCUCAGGUGCCAUCGACAGCGACGAGUUGCUGACAGCGUUCAACGUCUUGGGAAUGCAUGUCAAGCGGUCGGAAGUGGACAGAAUGCUGGACGAAGUCGACGAAGAUAAAUCUGGUGAGGUGGAGUAUCCUGAGUUUGUGCAGAUCAUGACCACAAAACUGGACUCCCAGUCCAAAGAAGACCUCGAAGAGGAAGCCAAGCCCAAGGUUCAGCCUCUCCCUUUCCAAUUGCUAGCACAAGCGUAUCGUCGAAAGAAGAUGAUGGAAGCCGUCAUGGGAGGAGACAAAGCUGCUCAGCAACGUCUGAGAGCAAAAGCUGAUGAAGCAGAGUCUGAACGCUUGGCUGUUCUUGCUGCGAUGGAAGCAGAAAAACAAAAUCCGGCUCUUGCGUACAAGGAGCCUGGACGAGUUGAUCUUCAGCAGCAGAAAGCACAGCUUCGAAAGAUGGAUGCCGGCUUUCCGGUCUACAUUGCUGACAAUAUCGAUCAGGACGUCAGAGAUGCGCUCUUGGGUGUUCAUGAAGUGCCGAAGUUCACCAUCAAAAGAGAGAAACCUCCUCUUGUCAAAUCCAGUCAUCUGCCUUGUGGGAGGGAGCUAAGGCCGUUUACUCUAAGCCAACACAUACGAGAAGUUUAUCAAGCCGAGCUUAUCGACGUGAAGAAACGUCGUGCUGCUGUCCGCCACAGGCCAGUGCUGGAGCAGCAGAUGAUCCAUCUCAAGGCUUUGAAAUCCAUCCAAGAGAUUGCUGAGAGGAACAACCGGAGGCUCUUCCGUUCGGCUUCGAGGUGUGGCUUCGAGACGGCUGCUGGCAGCAACAAGUUCAACAAGGCGAAGUAUUUCAGAUCAGCGUCCAGCAUGGAAACCAGAUUGUAUUGACUCAAAUCACCCGAAAAGCUUUAGCAACCUCGAUUCAAACCUCGAAGAUUGGAACCACUGUCCCCGAAUCAAAGCUAUACGCUGUUCGCACGCACCAAGGCCUCUUUACCAGCGUCACCGUUUUCUUGUUCGCGGGAAGACCGUUUAGGGGAACAAUGGUAGGAAACGAGGCCUCUUCGAAAACCUGGGCGUAGAGAGGUAGAGCAACCGCGCUUCUUUGGCUCUUUUCUCGUGAGGACCAAGGAACUUUUUUUUGCUCCCGCUCGUAACAGCCUUGAUCCUGGUUUUUGUUUUCGUAGCUUGUCCUGGUUUUUGUUUUCGUAGAAAUCUCAUUGAAAAUCCAGCACAAAUAAAAGACUUUCUCGCUUAA